CCCUUCAAGAAUUCUACAAUGCCCAAUCGGGAUUUUAUGCCCCCCAAUGCAAAGUUGGAACCCCUGAUUCACAUUUUGCUCAUCACGUGGGGAUCGUUCCGCCCGCUUUCGGCAAUCGUGAAUGUCGGUCAUUUCAGCCUGUUCAGCCGCGUUCCCUGCAACUCUUUUCGCAACACCGACAUUCAACAUACAUCACCGAAGCCCCAGACCGAGCCGUGCAUGCAUCUCAUGGAAAUCGUCUGUUGAUCCCCCCGAACUCUCUCCUCAACGGUGUCGUGCUCUGAGUAGAGUAGGUCAAGAUGGCAGAGGGCGGCGAGGAUACCCCCAUGCGAACGGACGAGGAGUCCGAAGACGCGGGCAGCGGAAGUGGCAGCGGAAGUGAGGAGGAGGACGAGGAGGAGGAACAGGUAGAAUGGCUAGCGACAACGCGUGAGAAGCGUGCGACGGCUGGAAAUCGACUGGCAAAUCUGCUGCAACAAGAAGAUCCAGAUGACGAGCUCGAACUUUUGUUUGCAGAGGCGGAUGAUGAUGUGGGAUUUGAGGACAAUGAGGCGGAUUCAGACGUGCAGAUGGACUCAUCGGACGACGACGAUGAUCAGGGACCGGCUGCGGGCGAUGAUGACCUCGAUGGCGAGAAGGAAUUACAGAGGCAGGCAAAGGCAGAGAAGGCAAAGAAGCGGAAGUUGGAAGGUGGCAUGCCUAAGAUUUUCAAGAAGAGAGUCAAAAUCGAUCCGACCCUCUCCCAAUCUCCUGCACCUCGACCGAAGAAGAAAUCCGAGCGAACUUCCUGGAUUCCUACUGCUGAAGAUGCCCCUACACGAGCUUCAGCGAGAGGUACUACACAACAGAGCAAGCAGCAGUUACACAUGCAGAUGGUGGAUAGGGAGGUGAAACGCUUGAAGCAGUUGGCGAACAUGGAAAAAGCGGCUGCUAAGAAAGAAGCUGCAAAGAAACCCGCUUUGACACAAGCUGAUCGAUUGAAGGAGGCCGAGAGGGUGGAGAAGGCCAAUUCGAAGAGUCUGAGUAGAUGGGAACAGGCAGAGCAGGAGAGGGAAGAAGAACAGAGGGCAAAAUUGGCUGCAUUACAUGAUCGAACUUUGGAAGGACCAGUCAUUACGUGGUGGAGUGGUAUGGCAGAAUGGAUUGGAGGAAAAUUGAGGAAGGUGGGAAAGAAUUUGACAAUCGAAGAAAAGGAGAAACCGGCGAGGAAGAGGAAAGCUGCCGAGAUGGAAGAAUCUGAGAGUGGUUCUGUAGCUCCACCAGAAGCCAGCAUCCCAAGUGCAAUUGGACAAGAUGAAGCUACAGAAGAUGUUCCGAAAGACGCUCAAUCGAUGCCGGACGCCACGCCGAUCCCCGAAAAGGUCUCGCAGCCUGAAGUCAAGCCAGAGAUUGUUCUCCAGCCAGACAAUGGAAGUACAGAAGUAUCUUCAACAUUACCGACAAAACCCACCACACCACCCGUGGAGAUCUCUGCACCACCACCGCCUCCAAAUAUCACACCCAUCGUUCAUGCUCCCCCAAGAUCUUCCGUCCUGGCACCUCCAGCUGGCCUUCCUUUAACUGCUCCACCUCCACCGAUGUAUAUGCAAAGUACAGUAAGGUCUCAAUUCGUUGCGACCCCGCCAGCUUUAGAUGGAUCCGCUCCUCUUCCUGGUCUGGGUUACAACUUCCCACCGCCUCCUCGAGCACCAUCAAUACCGUUAGCUCCUAUUCCUAAUCCACCAGCUGUUCCCGAAGGACCGCCGCCGCCGCCCGCUGUUGAACACGGAGCAGUCAAUUAUCUCAUCCUCGAAAACUUUGACGAAACAUCCAUCAAGGACAAGAAUGUACAGACACAAAUCUUGUUCAAUAGGAAGUUUGUCAAAGUUCCCAGGUCUAAAGCUUCACAUGAAGUUUGUGCUAUCACUGGCUAUCCAGCUAAAUAUAGAGAUCCAAGCACUGGUCUCCCGUACUGUAACCAAUAUGCCUACAAAGAAAUUCAGAGGUUGAAGCGAGGGGAAUACAGAUGGAGUAAAUUAAUUGGGGCAUAUGUUGGAUUUGGAACAUAUGCCGCGAGAGGAGUUCCAGAUCGGUUCAGAGAAGGGUUGGUGAAGCCCAAACCUCAGCAGUCGACGACGGGUAAUUGAUGAACGAAUUGUAUGAAUUGUAUGAUAUGUAAUCUUACAUAGGAUUGGCUGACUUCACUUGCAUAGCAUGCUCUAUGAACACACAUUUUGCAUUACCAGAUAGGUUCAGCUUUGCGUCUUGUCUUUCAUUUGCUCCAACUUCUUCCAGCAGCUCAACCUACCAAGUGGUCUUUCUGAUCCAGUCGUCAAACCCAGCUCUUGAUCAAGGAUACAAUGGUGGCCUUUGCCAGGUGUUGAUUCUGACCCCGUUCUUGACAAUUCCAUUUUCUCUGGUUGGUCGUCUACACAAGAGGCAUUCUGGCGGACCGAGGAACCAGCUCGAUGAUGGUUACACUGCUCAUUCGUCAGUUCCACAACAUUUGUCGUCGAUGUAGUUACCCACUUCUUCGUCUUCAAUAAGAACAUUCCUUCAGCUCUGACUCUUUUCCAUUGAAAACCCUCAAUGCCCAGCAUUCACAAACAUCCGCCUAACUCCAC
Molecule: messenger RNA, 2603 nt
Organism: Mollisia scopiformis
Lineage: Eukaryota; Fungi; Ascomycota; Leotiomycetes; Helotiales; Mollisiaceae
Product: YL1-domain-containing protein
Exons: 2
Coding region: 300-2126 (608 amino acids)
Biological process (GO): regulation of DNA-templated transcription; chromatin remodeling
Cellular component (GO): nucleus
Molecular function (GO): ATP-dependent H2AZ histone chaperone activity
Source: RefSeq, a predicted model, not a curated record